CAGAGACACCCGAUCAAAGAAAACAUCUCAGCGGUAGAUAGAUAAACUGACUGUCCAAAAGUGACACUAUACAUUGGAAAAAAUUCUGUUUCUGCAGUCAUAAGCCUAGAAAGGCACCCUACUCUAAAACAUUUGGAGGCUAUCAUCAAAGACUAUAGAAAUACUAUCAUGCUCGGAGAAGCCUUCCUUCAUGUCCUGAACUGCACAGAAGACAUCACAAAUCAUGAUGGACGUGCUCAUACACACUCAUCCGCCCCCAUGACCCGUCCUGACCCCUGUGCAGCGAACGCUGUUGCCAGAUCUCCUCUGACAACACGAACUGUGAGAGCUGGCAGGCCUGAAUGCCUGGAAAAGCAAGGGAAGUACCGAGCCUCUGCACCCAGCAACGGUAUGCCCAUUCUCAGCUGUAGCGGAGAGGAUCACUUGGGCAUGAUGCUGUUUGGCUCCUGGUGCUGUCCCAGCUUCUGCAAAAACUAUCCAGACCUCCGGCUUGCUGGUGGCCGGCUGGAGCACUGCAGCCCUCAUAACCCAGACCUGCUCAACCCACCAGACGCCAGGCCACUGCUACAAUCACAGGACCUAAGCUCUCUGGAACCCUCUCUGGAAGCAGGUCAACAGGCAGAGGCUGUAACCCAGCCGGACGAGGAGUAUCUUGUCAUGGAAAGUGUUCAGGGUCCUGGCUGGGAGAGAAGGCUUACCAACUCCAUGUUGAAUGGCUAUCUAGAAGUCCAAAUGCUGGAGGUGUUUUGUCAGCACAUGCAUAACAUGGCGUGCUGUGGAUCAUCAUUGCUGAGCACUGACGUCAUGCCGGCACUGGUGCCCACUAGCCUGACUGUAGCCAAAGAACAGCUGGAUUCUUCAUCCAAUAAUGUUGUGCAGUAUUUAAGCGCUUGUUCAGCACCAGCCACAUCACACUUCAGCUCACCUGUGCUGCGAAUCUCAGAAGCUGAGUAAGCCACCACAUGAAAUACACAUAGAUCCUGCCCUUGUAACAUUUCUGAUGUUUGGCUCCUGUCUUUUGCCCAACACACAAAUACUUGAAGUUAUCUGUGUUGUUAAAGGAAUGUUCUGUAUGCAAUACUGACAGCACUUGUGGCAUGUUGAUAACUAUGAUAACAAUGAAGUACACAGCAGAUAGGUAAGCAGAUAAACAUCAGCGUUUCAUUUUCGGGUGAACUAUCCUUUUAACAUACAUCAUGUUUCGAAAGUAUAGACAUUUGAUUUAUAUAAUUUGUUAAAAUGAGACAUAGUGACUUAGUCUGUGUAAAGUUAUACACUUAUAUAUACAUUUAUUUGAUCGAAAAUAAAACCACAAUAUUGUUAAAUAUAAUUACAAAUUAAAAGAAGUUUUUUUUUUAUUUUGUUAUAAAUUUAUAAAACAAAUGAAUAUAUUCAUUAUAUAAAAACUUUAUUUUGUGAUGGCAAACCUGAAUUUCUCAGCAGUUUUUAUCAGUGGUCUCCAGUGUCACGAUCCUUAAGAAAUCAUUCUAAAAUGCAGAUUUCCAGCUCAAGAAAUAUUUCUUAUCAUCAAUUCAGAAAAUAGUUUUUUGUGGAAAUUGUAAUACAUAAUUUGUUUUCAGGAUUCUUUGGUGAAUAGAAUGUUCAUAAGAACAGAAUUUAUUUCAAAUAGAAAUCUUUUGUGACAAUAUAAACGUCUUUACUGUCACUUUUUGAUCGAAUGAAUUUGAUGCUUCCUUGCUUAGCCCCCAAUUGUAAACUGUAAGCUGUUUUUUUUGCUUCAUUUACAGAUUUUGUUGACAGUUUAAUUAAUAUUUCUCUAAAUUCACCCUUUCCAACCUUCAGAGAAUAACAAAUUGUGUUGAAAAAACAAUUGCAAACUCAGAAAGAUCAAAAUAU
Carassius carassius (crucian carp) is the source of this 1857-nucleotide messenger RNA. RefSeq names its product TLR adapter interacting with SLC15A4 on the lysosome-like. Gene Ontology annotation, biological process: regulation of toll-like receptor signaling pathway. The coding region runs from base 169 to 954 and encodes 261 amino acids. The record is from RefSeq and is a predicted model, not a curated record. Lineage: Eukaryota; Metazoa; Chordata; Actinopteri; Cypriniformes; Cyprinidae. The transcript is spliced from 3 exons.